AUGGAGUGCCUGCUCAUCGAAGUAGGCCAAGUGGACAGAGCGAGACGGUUCUGGUUGAAAGUACAGCACAAUCGAUCCAGUAUCGGACUUACAGGCAUGGCACAGACGAUUCUUCAGCUGCUUCUCGUGGGGAUUCUCCUGGUGAAUCUGAGUUUGGCAGCCACAGUGAGACGUCCUCGACUGGAUGGUCGCAUCGUGGGCGGUCAGGUGACUAGUAUAAAGGACAUUCCCUACCAGGUUUCCCUGCAGCGGAGCUACCACUUCUGCGGUGGCUCCCUGAUCGCCCAAGGUUGGGUCCUCACAGCCGCCCAUUGCACUGAGGGAUCGGCCAUACAGAUCUCCAAAGUGCGCAUUGGCUCUUCGCGCACUUCUGAUGGUGGACUGCUGGUGGGGAUCAAGCGGGUCCAUCGGCAUCCAAAAUUCAAUGCCUACACCAUCGACUUUGACUUCUCCCUUCUCGAGUUGGAGGAUUAUAACGCGGAGAACGUGACCCAGUCUUUCAUAGGGCUUCCCGCACAGAAUGCUGACAUCGCCGAUGGAACUCCCGUACUGGUUUCCGGCUGGGGAAACACGCAGAGUAGUCAGGAGUCCACCGCCGUUCUCCGGGCCGUAACCGUGCCCAAAGUCAGUCAGAUACAGUGCACAGAGGCCUACGGCAGCUUUGGGAGCAUCACGGAUCGCAUGCUCUGCGCAGGAUUGCCGGAGGGCGGCAAGGAUGCCUGUCAAGGCGACUCCGGAGGUCCUCUGGCCGCCGACGGCAUUCUGUGGGGCGUCGUCUCCUGGGGCUACGGAUGCGCCAGGCCAAACUAUCCAGGCGUUUACUCAAGGGUGCCUGCAGUCCGCGAUUGGAUCAGCUCUGUUAGUGGCAUCUGAGAUUAAUUUAAAACAU
This is a messenger RNA of Drosophila subpulchrella, 889 nucleotides long. Its product is annotated as trypsin-1. Gene Ontology annotation, molecular function: serine-type endopeptidase activity. The record is from RefSeq and is a predicted model, not a curated record. Bases 1 to 873 code for a protein of 290 amino acids. NCBI's taxonomy places the organism in Eukaryota, Metazoa, Arthropoda, Insecta, Diptera, Drosophilidae. Gene Ontology annotation, biological process: proteolysis. The transcript is spliced from 2 exons.